Molecule: messenger RNA, 4568 nt
Organism: Bombina bombina (fire-bellied toad)
Lineage: Eukaryota; Metazoa; Chordata; Amphibia; Anura; Bombinatoridae
Gene: SRPK2
Product: SRSF protein kinase 2
Exons: 16
Coding region: 284-2479 (731 amino acids)
Biological process (GO): spliceosomal complex assembly; protein phosphorylation; regulation of mRNA processing
Molecular function (GO): protein kinase activity; ATP binding
Source: RefSeq, a predicted model, not a curated record
CUGCUUUCAUAAACAGUCAUGUGUACAGUUCAACCAGGCCUGAUGCCUCUGGUGCUUUCUUUUUUCUAAGCAGCACCUUUGAAUCUCUAUUUUCUUCCUGUAAGCCAGCGUUGCUGCAUAUCUAGCAGACUCUUUAUACGCCAAAAGGGAUUAAAUCUCAAAAUCUUUGCUGCAUAGAAUAUAUAUAUUUUUUUUUUUGUGUGGAGUAAACCAAGGCUCAGGCAGUCCUGGUGGUGAAUAUUUUCUAAUUUUUCCAGAGAUCAAGCAGAAGAUUCAGCUGCUGAUGUCAGUUAACUCUGAGAAGUCGUCCUCUUCAGAAAGGCCAGAGCCUCAGCAGAAAGCCCUCUCUACUCCUCCACCUCCCCCUCCUCCACCUCCACUUCCUGAGCCAGUGCCACCAGAGCCUGAAGAGGAGAUUCUAGGAUCUGAUGAUGAGGAGCAAGAAGACCCUGCAGAUUACUGUAAAGGGGGCUAUCACCCUGUGAAGAUUGGAGAUCUGUUCAAUGGGCGAUACCACGUUAUAAGAAAGCUAGGAUGGGGUCACUUCUCAACAGUAUGGCUCUGCUGGGACAUGCAAGGAAAGAGGUUUGUGGCAAUGAAAGUGGUGAAAAGUGCUCAGCAUUAUACAGAGACAGCUUUGGAUGAAAUAAAGUUACUGAGAUGUGUGCGAGAGAGUGAUCCUGGAGAUUCUAAUAAAGAUAUGGUGGUGCAGUUAAUUGAUGAUUUUAAAAUAUCUGGCAUGAAUGGUAUACAUGUCUGCAUGGUCUUUGAGGUUCUUGGUCAUCAUUUGUUAAAAUGGAUUAUUAAGUCAAACUACCAAGGUCUUCCCAUUCGUUGUGUAAAAAGCAUUAUCCAACAGGUUCUUCAGGGACUGGAUUAUUUGCAUAGCAAAUGUAAAAUUAUUCAUACAGAUAUAAAGCCAGAAAAUAUCCUAAUGUGUGUUGAUGACUCCUAUGUUCGCCGAAUGGCUGCAGAAGCAACAGAGUGGCAGAAGGCUGGUGCACCUCCCCCAUCUGGAUCAGCAGUAAGUACUGCUCCUCAACAGAAGCCAGUAAGUAUAUCGGUUGGCAAAAUUUCCAAAAACAAAAAGAAGAAACUUAAAAAAAAGCAGAAGCGUCAAGCGGAACUUCUUGAAAAGCGUCUUCAAGAAAUAGAAGAACUUGAGCGAGAAGCAGAGAGGAAAAAAACAGAAGAAAAUGUUUCUCCGGAUAUUCUUUCAAAUGAGCAGGAUAUAGAGAAUCAACCUGAAGCCAAGAUGAAAACAGUUUGCCUGGAAGAUGUUCCUGAUGUCGAACCCAUAAAUGAAUAUGGUAAUGUUUUAUCAGAAGGAGAAGAUCAUGAAGAAAAAGAAGACACAGAAAAAGAAAACGUAGAAAAAGAUGACAAUACUGAGGCGGAAUUUGGCAACCUGGAUCCAACAUGGAUUGAAUCCCCCAAAGCAAAUGGACACUUAAAAAAUGGCCCAUUCUCUCUUGAACAACAAUUAGAUGAUGAUGAAGAGGAAGACGAGGAUUGUCCCAAUCCUGAAGAUUUUAAUUUAGACGAAUCAAAUGCAGAAAGUGAUUAUACAUAUAGUAGCUCUUAUGAACAAUUUAACGGGGAAUUACCAAAUGGACAGCAUAAAAAUUCAGAACUAGAAUUCUCUGAGUUUUCAGCUUCUAUGUUCCAUGAGCCAUUGGAUUCAGUGGCAUCUGGUCUGGCAACUUCUGAGGAGUCCAAUGUGACUGAACAAGAAGAAAGUAGUUCCUGUCAAGAUAGGAGCAGGACAGUUUCAGCUUCCAGUACUGGAGAUUUGCCAAAAAAUCUAGUGUGUGGCAGAAGUAGAGACCCCCAUGUGACAAUCCAGCAAGGGAGGCUGUGUCUGAAGGAGAGAGCCACGGAAUGGAUGAUGAAGAGGAUUUGCAGUAUUGAGAGAGUUUUUGCUAAAACACGUGCCGCAGACCUACUUAUCAACCCUCUGGAUCCAAGAAAUGCAGAGAAAAUAAGGGUUAAAAUUGCCGACUUGGGCAAUGCCUGUUGGGUGCAUAAACACUUUACGGAAGAUAUCCAGACAAGGCAAUACCGGUCAAUAGAAGUUCUGAUAGGUGCAGGAUACAGUACACCUGCUGACAUAUGGAGCACAGCUUGCAUGGCAUUUGAACUAGCAACUGGUGAUUAUUUGUUUGAACCACAUUCUGGUGAAGACUACUCUAGAGAUGAAGACCACAUAGCACACAUCAUUGAGCUGCUAGGCAAUAUCCCAAGACACUUUGCUCUGUCUGGAAAAUAUUCUCGGGAAUUCUUCAAUCGCAGAGGAGAGCUUCGACACAUAACAAAACUAAAGCCUUGGAGUCUCUUUGACGUUCUUGUGGAAAAAUAUGGAUGGCCUCAUGAAGAUGCUGCACAGUUUACAGAUUUCCUGACCCCUAUGCUAGAAAUGGUUCCAGAGAAACGAGCAUCUGCUGGCGAGUGCCUCAGACAUCCAUGGUUGACUUCUUAGCACAUGCUAGCAUCUCCAAUUUUGCUUCGGACCUAAAUGCUGACUGUCACAAAAUCUUUUCCAGGAUUACUAGAGAGCUGGUUUCAUCUUAAGAAGACCUAACCACUUUUUAUUUGAAUUAACUUUUUACCUCCAUUUUUCUUUUCUUCUGCUUGGUGUUCGCUGUGGUCAUUAGGAAGGGUAACCUUUAUGUCUUCAGUUAUAAGCUUUAUAUGGUCACUCUUUUUUUUUUUCAGGUCGGGAUGGGUGGGAAAUUGGGAGAAAAAAAGAAAAAAAAAGGCUUAGUAUCUGGUCUUGUUUCUUGUGUUACAUGGCAUUCCAAUGUCCAAUUUUUCAACAAGGAGUACAUUUUUCCAUGUGUCUGCCAGAUUUUGUAUCUAUUUAUGAAAAGUUUUAGCCGAUGUUAGAUAAAUCCAUGACUUUAUUAAUUAAUAUACAGUCCUAAACAGAUAGGUACUGUGCAAUUUUUACCCUGAACAGGGAUUUCCAUUCUUGUACUAUAGUGUAUGUACAUUCACUUUGUAAAUGUUUAUUUUGAUGACUACCCUUUGCAGUGCUAAAGAGGGCUGCAGUAUAUUGCGUGUUUCUUUGGCACUCUAAAGGUUACUAAAAUGAAAGGGUAUUUUUAAUUAAAAAGCAGCUCUAUAUUUUCAGCAUCAUUAUAGUAGUUGAUUUGCAUGUAACAGCUGUUCCCAAGAGAUGCACAUGCAUUUUCUGAGUUAUGUGCAAAUAAAUCUCUGCUCUACUUUUUAGACAAUUACCCUAAUUAGCAUUUUAGGGGAAUCUAAGGUCUUUGUACUUUAAACUCAAUGCAUUACAUUACAACACUAAUCAAAGAGAUUUGUUUUUAUUUUAAAAUUGAUAAAGCAGCAAUGUUUUAUAUCAAAAGGCGGCACCAUACCAGUCACCUAAAAAUUAACAUGCAGCACAAUGUAUUGAGUAUCUGUCUAGCCACCUCCUUUUUACAAAAGUCACAUCAGUAGACCUAGUAUACGUACCCUGAAUACAUCUGCCAUGUUGAAUGUGUGGUAUUUAAACAUAGAGUACAGCUCUUUGUCUCUGUGUCAUAAAACUUUGUAGAUUACAGGCACCCCACAACAACCUGUAACCAUUGAGUGAUUGUGUGUUUUGGUGUCUGUUCUUUAAUUAGAGGAGCUGUUGGUUGACGUGAAGUUACACUCUACUACAAAUUUCUAUAUACUAACAACUGCAUGAAUUUUAUAAAUUUCAUAAAAAUGUUUAAAUUUAAAAUUGUUGCUUAAUAUUUGUCUUUGCUUGGAUGGUCUGCAAAUAGAAAACCCACAAUUUAAAAUGAGUCACAUGAUAUGCUAUGAGGAGGACCAAAAAUAUCAUUAAAAUUGAAGGUCCCGUUGGGAUCUACCAUUGUAAAGUAUACCGGAAGGAUCUCUAUAAAGUUUUAUGAAACAGUUGUUCACUAUGAAGAAUUUGAUCCUUAGAGUAGUCUUGUAAGAGCUUAUUCAGGUGUAUCUUUCACUUACUAUGAAAUUUGUAAUGUUAAUGUGUAUAAUGUCUAACAAACAUUUAUAUUUUUGCAAACAUGCAAAAUAACUAGAAAAUAAUGAUUUUAAAACUAAUAUUUUGCACAAGAGUGCAUAGUAAAAUAAGCUGUGCACCUCUUAACUCGGUUCCACACAAUAUGAAAGUUAAAUAACCGAUCUCACAAUUGCUUUGCUGUACAUAUAAUUCAACAUUAUUUUUUUAAACUAAAUGCACUGGUUACCUGUAUUUUGGAUGAACUAACUACAUAGCAUUGACAUCUCUAUUUAAUGUUUCAGUUUUGUUUAAGAGUUCCCAAAUAAAUUCAAAGUAGUAGAAUUAAAAAAAAUGCAAUAGUUGAAAACAGAUUUUAGAAUGUAAUCAGAGGUAUGUUUAACCUCUUUUAGAAGUCCGUGGAUUGAAUGUAAAUUUUUCUGGUUUUACUAAUUAUGGUGCCACUAUUUUCUUAUCCAUUGCAGUUAAAUCACAAGCCUUUGCAAUAAUUAGAUGUGAAAAUACCCUGUGUUGUAACAGUAACCUAUUGUUGUUUAAGGUGCUUGCAGUUGACCAAUAAAAGUGUAUGUUUUUUUCA